GAGUAAGUCAAGAGGCUCGCUCCUCUCCUGUAAGGACAACCGGUAGCACCAAAAUAUCUCUGCAAUGCCAGGACAGCGACGUGCUGUUGGAAGUGUGUUAAGAAUAGACUCACAAUGGGGCUCGCUCCUGUCUUCCGUUGUCUGAGGACAGACAGUUGUCUGCAGGGGACAGAGGAAGAGGUAAGACGGGAGAAUCCACAUGAUUCAGAGACUUGAAUGGAUCGGGUCAGGUUUUCCGAGCAGAACAGGGACGUAACUCAAUCUAGGAAAGAGUCGGAGUGUCUUACUCCCGCAGUAAACGUUGCGUCUGGAUGUUAUUGUGCUGCUGGAAACCGCUGUGCCCCUGGGUUGAAAGGGGAGAAGUAAAUGCAAUAGGGAGUGAGGUGCUGGCUUAAGAGUUUACCCUGUGGUCUGAAACUGAAGAACUAGGUUUUUCUUGAGGGCUUUGAAUACACAAAGCAUGGCAGGAACGAGUGCUUCAGAGAUCAUCUUCAUCUCUGUGAAUCAUAGCAUCACUAUGAUGGGGAAGGUGUGGCUCAUUGUCAUGAUCUUCCUCCGCAUCCUUAUGCUCCUCCUCGCUGGUUACCCCAUUUACCAGGAUGAGCAGGAGCGAUUUGUGUGCAACACCAUUCAGCCUGGCUGUGCCAACGUGUGCUAUGAUCUCUUUUCUCCCAUCUCUCUCUUCCGCUUCUGGCUGGUGCAGCUCACCAUCAUGUGUCUCCCCUACUUCAUAUUUGUCAUCUAUGUGGUCCACAAGGUGUCAAAUAGCCUCACUGUGGAAUCGAAUGCCUCUGGUUACAUCAAAGUCACGCCACUGUUCAAGAUCCAACAGGAACCAUUCAAUGAGACACCCAUAAACAAGAUGCCUCCGGGAGCUGAGCAAGGUUGGGCCCGGUGCUUCACUGGAGCAUACAUCCUACAUCUCAUGUUUCGAACUCUGCUGGAGGCUGGGUUUGGAGCAGCUCACUACUAUCUAUUUGGCUUCUAUAUCCCCAGGCGGUUCCUGUGUCAGCAUCCACCGUGUACAACACAGGUGGACUGCUACAUCUCCAGGCCCACUGAGAAGACUGUGAUGCUCAACUUCAUGCUUGGUGUGGCUGCUCUGUCUUUGCUUCUGAAUGUGUUGGAUUUCAUCUGUGCAAUAAAGCGCUCAGUGCAGCUGAAGAGCAAGAAGAAAAUGAGGACUGUGAAGAUAUAUGAGGAAGAACAAUGUUUCAUUUCAGGUGAGGGAAUGGAUGUAAAUACCUCCAUGGCUCAGCAGGAUUUAGAAUGUGAAGCUGGUCAGAACGUGGCUUUCCGGAAAAGGAAAGGUAGUGGAGGUGGAACUCUUGGUUUAGGUCAGGAACCACUGGGCCUGGUGCAUUCUCUGGGUGCCCUAGGUAGCAACACAAAUGGGAACAACGGCUAUUCUGUUUCCCAAGAGGAUGCCCCAGAAAGGAGCGGGAGUGAGGUGGCUCUCUGCCCCCCAGAGCCAAUGGGGACACCCAGAUCCAUACGUGUUAACAAACGCAAUCGACUUAAACCACCACCUCCACCCAGGCGGGACCUUGGUUUGCCCUCAGUGGUGUCAGCAGGUCCAAACGGGGAUGUUUCCACAGCAGCAACAACCUGUACAAGAAGAAUGGGGCAGUAUACGUUAGUUGAGGUUGGCAGCGGCACAGAGCCACAGAAUAACGAUGAUGGACAGGAGAAAAAAUCAGAGUGGGUUUGACUGUUGAGGGUCUGACUGUUGAACAUUUGACUGUGGAUGGUUUGACUGUGAUAUUUCCAUGUUAUUUUGAGAUCAAUGUGGGAAAACAGACCCUGUCAGGUUUACACUAUGGCAGCAACUGUUGGAGCUACUUUCCACCACACCUCAGUCUACCUCAGUCACUACUGUCGACUGCACUGUCACUUGAAAAGUGACUUUCUGAAGAGCGUUCAUUUUCUAGCCCAGUGAUUGCAAAGUGUCACGGAAGCAAGUCACGAAUUGGAAUUCUCUAUGCAAAACAAGUCAGAGGUGAGAGGAAACUCUAGCCUUGUGUGUGCCUGAGCACAGCCUUGAGAAAUUCUAAAAAGAGUUCAGUCCACCUGUUUCAUCCCUUGUUGGCUUUACCCCCCACCUCCACUGACUGACUGUACAUAAACAAAGGCGGGCCUUGACCCAUUCCACAAACACCAACCGCUACCAUUGUCACUCAACAUGAUACAACAAAGGGCCUUCUCAUGUAUGUGUCAGUCACAGGGUCAGAAUGGAUGCACAGGGUCAGAGAGUUACCCUCCAGACCCCAAGUUAUGGGGUUUAGGUGACCUUUGAGAAUGAAAAGGCAGGAUUGAAAUGCGAGACAAUAUCUUGCUAAGGUGUUGUAACUGGGCUCAGAGAAAAGAAUAGGAUUCUUCUGACAGAAGUGAAGGACACUAUGAAGUCCCCUAAAGCAGACAUAGGCUCACAAAGCAAUUAUGUUCCCCCAUAGGGGCUCUGUAUUUAUGGAGACAGCUUGUCACUCUAUUUCAAGGCCUUGUGGAGCUUAGGAGGAAAACAAGCCUUAACAAACACUGACACUAGAAAUAGAGCACGACCGGGCUCUGCAAAAGGAGCAGCGUUGUCUGUUGCUCUUCAGGGUAUCUGCACCCUGCUUGCUGCUGCUGAUGGUUUCACUUUGAUCAAAAGUCUGUCACCGGACAAGUGCGCUGCACUGAUGCGUCACAGAAUUUAUAACCGGGCCGGGUCGAUAGGCUUUUGUCAAGAUUUGAUUCUAAUUUGCUGUGAUUGUAAGGUUGUGGUUUUCUUUUCCUCCUUGAACCAAAACUAAAUUGUCGUACAUGUCCAACAGAAAGUUAACUGCUUCACUGAGCUGAAAUACAAAAUAAAAUGUUAUUCAGCUAUUCAAUGUUCACUGAGCUGGUGCCAUGGGAAAAUAAAAUUAAAUGCUGGGUCAAAAUGAAUAGAGCCCCACACACACACACACUUCUACCAUAUAAUAAAAAUAGGAACAUGCUCCUUUGCUGACAGAUUUCUAGGUCAUAAACACUGGCGUAAGCCUCGUUUUGAACAUCCCAGUGCUGUGACGCUCCCUCUGUAAAUCAGUGGCAUCACUAUUCUACUGUCGCUCUGUAGCUGAGGGGCCUGUCUUUGUGUAAACCGAUAGCUUUUGAUCUCUCCCCUCUUAUGGGCUCUUUGAAGUUGACAAAAAGCUCCUAACUUUAUAUCUCACGUGUCCCGAGUGCUGCUCCCUGGUUACCCGUGAGGGCGACCAAAGGGAGUUUUCAUCAGACCGUGGCGGAUCUGACGAUGCCACACCUUCUUCACACACCCAGUGUUUGGUGUGAAAGCAUGACCUAUGGUAGAGAUGACCUUCAGCUGUAACUACUUUAACCUGAGCUGGACUCUGUUUGUUUACUGGAAGUUGUUGCACUCUAAUCUUUGGGUACACACUCAAAAAUAAAAGACACAACAAUUUCUGUACCUGUAGGUAGAGCAGGUUACCUCACUAGUACAAUAUUGUGCUUGGAGAUGCCAGAAAUUUACCUUUUGACUAUCAGAGAGGGCACACAGUGAAUUUAAUCAUAAUAAGGAACUGAUUUGUACCUUUUUCACCCUAAGAAAAUAUUAUUUUUAUGACCACUGCACCUUUCAUGUGUAUGUUUGCAAUUUUACCCCCUGAAUUAGCCUUUUCUUCAUGCAAGUAAACAAAAUGAACAAUGCACAAUUAUUUGUCAAUAAAAGGAGGGUAAAUUUCUAUACCAUAGUAUUGUACAUGUAUGUCCUUUAGGAUUCUGAAUUGUACUUAAACCGGUACAGUUUGACGUGGUACAAAAAUGGAGUUUUUCAAAAAGGUACGCAUCCAACGACAAGCAUUUGUACCAUUUUAGCUACACAUCAGUACUUCUAUUUCUGAGUGUGAUGAAGCACACACAUUAUUAUUAUUUGAUUA
Solea senegalensis (Senegalese sole) is the source of this 3914-nucleotide messenger RNA. Its product is annotated as gap junction delta-4 protein. Gene Ontology annotation, biological process: cell communication. The coding region runs from base 461 to 1711 and encodes 416 amino acids. The transcript is spliced from 2 exons. Gene Ontology annotation, cellular component: connexin complex. The record is from RefSeq and is a predicted model, not a curated record. Lineage: Eukaryota; Metazoa; Chordata; Actinopteri; Pleuronectiformes; Soleidae.